This is a messenger RNA of Aaosphaeria arxii CBS 175.79, 2241 nucleotides long. RefSeq lists its product as uncharacterized. The transcript has 2 exons. Lineage: Eukaryota; Fungi; Ascomycota; Dothideomycetes; Pleosporales. The record is from RefSeq and is a predicted model, not a curated record. The coding region runs from base 201 to 2063 and encodes 620 amino acids.
GGAAUGCCAACGUGUAACAAAGCACACCCACUCUUUAAAAAGUUGAGAGUGAAUAGCAUUUUCGUAUAAAUUUACGCAGAAAUGUGGGGAAAUGUCCAAACUACCAAACUAUCUUACUCUAUCACUUUCUCGAUAUUUACAACCAGAAACGUUCCCGCCAAUCCCAAAAGCAUUAUCAACCACAUCUACGAGAUCUGACGAUGACCCAACAAAUCGAUACCCGGUUCCGCUAUCGAGUAGGAUGCCCAAAGCUGCCUGCGUCGCCAUGGGGCAUGAUGUACAUCCCGUCCCCAUCGGUAAUGGAUGGACACCCAUUUAGGGUCCGGCAGAUAUUGUCAGCCAACAAUGUGAAGGCCCGCGAAGUAAUCUUUGGCCACCGCCAUCGAGAAGGGAAACAGCUCGGGGGAACCCCAGCAUUGACUAUCCUCUCCGAUGCGACCAUUCCCACCGACUAUAUCCAAGAAUGGAGCCGCACAGUUCAACAGUUAUCGCAGUAUUUCUCGAAUUCUGGAGUCGACAUCAGCAUCGAAAUCAUGGACUAUCAGGCAUAUGCCGGCGUAUAUAUCAAAUCAAUUUCAGCAGAUAACACCGAGCUCCUUGACCGCUGGGAUCAGAAACAGGGAGAAAUCGCAGACUGCUUCAGGAAGCUCAGGUGGUUUUCCGUGGACCUUGUCAGUCGUGGUAUUCGAGAUUCCAACAUGCGCCCAACCAUGCUUGUUAAUGCCUCAGAUACCGAUGAUGACGCUUGGACCGCAGCGCUUGAAAAAGCCCAAGAAAUCAUAAGUGAUAAUGGUCGUAUUGAAGUAGAUGUCGAAUUACUUCAUAACGAGGUAGGAAUCCUAGCAAGCUCCGAGAGUGAGCUUCCCGAGUUAUCGGAACUCUCGGCAGAAGAAUUUGAUGAAAAAGCCUACGAGGAGAAAUUGUACGAUAGGAAAAAAUCGGAGGCAAUCAGUCGGGAGGAGUAUGUCAGCCCAAGGGUAGUUAUGGCAGAAGACUUCGGUGCAAAUCUUCAUGUCGGAGCGUCUGUCGGCCAUUCUGACGACACAAGCGGAACUCUGGGCGGCUUCUUUACCAUGAAAUUUCCAGAGUACAAGGAACCUAUCCGAUUCGGCGUGACGAAUCAUCAUGUUCUUGCCAGGAAUACACGGGAGAGGAUUGAUCGUCAAGAUAAAGCAGUCGCAACACAAUCUAUCGAAGUCGCCUCACCAUCCGACCUAGACCGCGAACGGUUCCUUUAUAGACUUCGAGAAAGUAUCAUGCCCUUGAAUGAGCGCAUUCGCGAUGCUAAACGCAAGUACCAAGCAUUGUCGGACCCCACUUUGCGGGUUGAUAGGCAGGACUGGCGCAACAAAAGGGCCGAACUUCGAUCAACCAGAGACAAAAUUACGGCCCUUGAUACCCGAGCUGGAGCGCUGUUUGCUACAUCAGGGCACCGCCAACGGGCUGAUCCCUGUUACUCAGAUGGGGAAGACUUGGAAGUUUCGCGAGCAUCCAUCCCUAGUCCUGCAGUCCCCUGUCAAUGGAAUGUAGACUGGGCUCUCUUUACAAUUGACCCUCAUCGUAAAAUAAUCGAGUAUACCAAAGGAGAUACCGUUUGGUACAAUUACGUAGCGAGACGCAAGAUCACCGAGCGGGGUUCGAUCUGCCAACGAACUGCAUAUGAUGUCGCAAUGCUUGGCAGAACUUCAGGCUGGUCCACAGGCGUGAUCAAUCCGGCUAUGUCUAUGCUGAACCCAACAAUAGCCUUCACCGAACCAGGUGAUCGUGAGGAAACUCCUUUGCUGGCGCAUGCAAUCGUCAAUUUAGACCCGUUGCAGCCAUUUGCGAGAAAAGGUGAUUCAGGCUCCUUUGUGCUUCACAAUAAUGAUAGGGAUGGUGUUGAUGCAACAGUUCUAGGUCUUGUCACUGGAUCAAGCAAAGUAGUGGCAUAUAUGACGGCAAUUGACCUGGUUGCCACAGAUAUGGAGGAGGAUCUUGGGGGUGAAGUGAUAUUUCCUAGAGAUGUUGGUGAGGUCCAAGCUGGCACAUUAUUUAAAAGAGUAGUCUACUACGAUGAUGAGUAGGUGGUUUUGGUCAAACGUCCUCAAACGUCCUAUCACUAUAGUAAUGAGGAGGAAAGUUGAUUGUCGGUAGGUUGGUUGGAACCAGGGAUCUAUCUAUCUCGCUGGUGUGAUUACCUACCUAAUCCUUCCUCUCCGCCGAUUGCCUCCUUACACAGGCGUGACCUGGUCGUGUCACACU